CCUCACACUUCAUCUCGAAUCCGCCGCCAUGUCCAUCGCUGGAGUCACUGCCGAAAACGCCGUCAACCAUGAAGACAUUGAGAAGCAGUGGGCGGUGAAGGCCUUCCACCAUGCCGAAACCUUCUUCAAGCUCAUCUCCGCCGUCGAUGCCUCGAGACUCCGACUGACCAAGAUCGAUGACGAGCUCCACGCCGAUUUCCUGACAAUGUUCCCCAGCAUCAACCUUGCCAGCAUAGACGAGAUGGCCGACUUCAAGAGCGAAAAGGCCAAGGCUGCCUGGCGAGACUUUAUAAAGAAAUACGAGAGUCGGGUCGAGGACUUCAACUUUGGCACCCUGCUGAGAGUGCGGGCAGCAGAGGACUACGGACCGGACAAUGCGUUUUUUGUCACCCGCAUCCAGUUCUUCGCUAUCGAGAUUGCUCGCAACCGGGCUGGUCUGAACUCGGUUCACCUGAAGAAAAAGUGAGCCGACGGCAUCCACCGGUGGAACACCUCAAGCUGCAUCGCCCAGACUCACACUCCUCCCCGAAUAUACACAUCCGAUCGAGCCGCGCCCAAUGCCCUGACCAAUCUGAUUCAUCCAAA
Polychytrium aggregatum is the source of this 585-nucleotide messenger RNA. RefSeq names its product putative polysaccharide biosynthesis protein. The coding region runs from base 29 to 466 and encodes 145 amino acids. The transcript is spliced from 5 exons. Gene Ontology annotation, cellular component: cytoplasm. The record is from RefSeq and is a predicted model, not a curated record. NCBI's taxonomy places the organism in Eukaryota, Fungi, Chytridiomycota, Chytridiomycetes, Polychytriales.